This is a messenger RNA of Haliotis rufescens (red abalone), 8921 nucleotides long. RefSeq names its product poly [ADP-ribose] polymerase tankyrase-1-like. The record is from RefSeq and is a predicted model, not a curated record. Gene Ontology annotation, cellular component: T-tubule. Gene Ontology annotation, molecular function: NAD+ poly-ADP-ribosyltransferase activity; protein binding. The transcript is spliced from 27 exons. The coding region runs from base 34 to 3504 and encodes 1156 amino acids. NCBI's taxonomy places the organism in Eukaryota, Metazoa, Mollusca, Gastropoda, Lepetellida, Haliotidae. Gene Ontology annotation, biological process: protein localization to T-tubule; regulation of cardiac muscle contraction.
UGUGCGAACGAGAUGUUAGCAACUUAGUCCAAAAUGGCGACUGGCCGUCGUCCUAUUCUCCCAAAUGAGCCCUCUUCUCCUUCUUCAAAUGACGUUGGAAGAGAAUUAUUUGAAGCUUGUAGGAAUGGUGAUUUAAGCAAAGUUAAGAAAUUAGUCAAUUCUCACAACGUUAACUCCAAGGAUACCGCAGGGAGGAAAUCUACACCUCUUCAUUUCGCUGCUGGCUUUGGGAGGAAGGACGUUGUAGAGCACCUACUGGACUGUGGUGCUAAUGUUCAUGCCAAGGACGAUGGGGGACUCAUCCCAUUGCACAACGCCUGCUCUUUCGGCCAUGCGGAAGUGGUGCAGCUGCUGCUGAGACAGGGGGCGGACCCCAACGCCCGAGACAACUGGAACUACACUCCACUCCAUGAAGCGGCCAUUAAGGGAAAGCUGGAUGUCUGUAUUGUUCUACUACAGCAUGGGGCUGACCCAAAUAUCAGAAACACUGAUGGGAAAACAGCUCUCGACCUCUCUGACCCAACAGCAAAGGCCGUUCUUACAGGGGAGUACAAGAAAGACGAGCUCCUGGAGGCAGCACGGAGCGGCAACGAGGAGAAGCUCAUGUCACUACUAACCCCUCUCAAUGUCAACUGUCACGCCAGUGAUGGCAGGAAGUCCACACCACUCCAUCUCGCAGCAGGCUACAACCGAACUAGGAUCGUGCAGCUGCUUCUACAGCAUGGAGCUGAUGUCCACGCCAAAGACAAGGGUGGCCUUGUCCCCUUGCACAAUGCCUGCUCCUAUGGACAUUUUGAGGUCACAGAGAUGCUGUUGAAGGCUGGUGCCAGUGUUAAUGCCAUGGACCUGUGGCAGUUCACACCGCUUCACGAGGCAGCGUCAAAGUCCCGUGUAGAAGUGUGCUCGCUGCUCUUGUCUCACGGAGCAGAUCCAACACUGGUCAACUGUCAUUCCAAGAGUGCGUUGGAUGUUGCUCCCACCAGGGAACUCCAGGAGAGGCUACAGUUUGAAUACAAGGGCCACUCAUUACUGGAGGGGUCAAGACAAUCGGAUCUGGCCAGGGUGAAGAAAUAUUUGACAAUGGAUGUCGUCAACUUCAAGCAUCCUUACACUGGGGAUUCAGCUCUGCACUGUGCGGCGGCCUCACCCUUCCCGAAGAGGAAGCAGGUGGUGGAGCAGCUCAUUAGGAAGGGAGCUAACCUCAACGAUAAAAACAAAGACUACUUGACACCACUACAUAUUGCUGGAGAUAAGGCCCACUAUGAUGUGAUGGAUGUCCUACUCAAGCAUGGAGCCAAGGUGAAUGCAUUAGACGGCCAUGGCCAGACAGCGCUGCACCGGGUGGGACAACAGGGUAACAUGCAGGCGUGUAGACUGCUGAUGUCAUACGGCAUCGACCCAAGUAUAGUGUCCCUCCAGGGCUACACGGCCGCCCAGCUAGCCACAGAAAAUAUCCAGAGGCUACUGAUAGAGGACCCCCCAGUCGGAGGGACGGACAUCGACUACCAGUUACUGGAGGCAGCAAAGGCAGGGGAUAUGGAGAUGGUUAAGAAGCUUGUGGCCACGAACCCUCAUGCCGUUAACUGUCGAGAUGUUGACGGGCGCCACUCGACGCCGCUGCACUUCGCUGCAGGCUACAACCGUGUCAGCGUCGUGGAGUACCUGCUGCAGCAAGGAGCUGAUGUACACGCCAAGGACAAGGGAGGACUUGUGCCUCUACACAAUGCAUGCUCCUAUGGCCACUUUGAAGUCACAGAGUUACUCAUAAAGCAUGGAGCGUGUGUAAAUGUUGCAGACCUGUGGAAGUUUACGCCAUUACAUGAAGCUGCUUCUAAAGGCAAAUUUGAAAUCUGCAAGUUGCUUUUGAAGCAUGGGGCUGACCCAAACAAGAAGAAUCGAGACGGACAUACUCCGCUGGACCUUGUGAAGGAAGGUGACCAGGAUGUGGCAGAUCUUCUCCGAGGUGAUGCUGCAUUGCUGGAAGCUGCUAAGAAAGGGAACCUUGCCAGAGUACAGAAACUUGCAUCCCAGGAAAACAUCAACUGUCGGGACACACAGGGCAGAAAUUCUACACCCCUACAUCUCGCAGCUGGUUACAACAAUGUGGAAGUAGCAGAGUUCCUACUGGAGAAUGGAGCUGACGUGAACGCCCAGGACAAAGGUGGACUCAUACCCCUCCACAAUGCCUCUUCUUAUGGGCAUGUAGAAAUAGCUGCUCUACUAAUCAAAUUCAACACCUGUGUUAAUGCUCAAGACAGAUGGGGUUUUACACCUCUCCACGAAGCAGCUCAGAAAGGAAGGACACAGCUCUGUUCCCUUCUGCUUGCCCAUGGAGCGGAUCCCACUAUGAAGAACCAGGAGGGCCAGUCACCUCUGGAUCUUGCAACGGCGGAUGAUGUGCGAGCACUCCUCCAGGAUGCCAUGCCACCAGUGCAGAUGCCCCCCAGUGUCCCCAAGGCGCAGGCCGGGGGAGGCAGCGGCAGUGGCGGCAACCUCACCAGUAGCAGUUCUUCAUCUAGCAACAGUCUUCUCAACAGCAGCUCGGAUGGGUUUGUUGGUGCCGUGGGAGGGAGUCCGCAGGUCGGUGAUGGAUGUAACAUGGAGAGGUCUAUCGGAGAAGGCGAGAGAAGCAUUGAAGCUGUUAGUGUCAUGGCAUUCCUUGGAUCAAUCGGGCUUGAGCAGCUCAGAGAUAUUUUUGAAAAGGAACAAAUUACAAUGGACAUUUUGGUUGAAAUGGGACACGAAGAGUUGAAAGACAUUGGCAUUAAUGCUUAUGGUCACAGGCACAAAAUACUUAAAGGCGUGGAGAAGCUCAUCUCUACAAAAGGUGCGGCUGUUGUUUCGGGUGUGUCCAGCUCUGGGACGGUCCUCAUUGACCUUACACCUGAUGACCCAGAGUACAUCUCUGUGGAGGAACAGAUGCAGAGCACUAUUCGAGACCAUAAGGACAGCGUUGGAGGCAUCUUUAAUAAAUAUAAUAUUCUGAAGAUCCAAAAAGUUCGGAACAAGCGACUGUGGGAGAGGUACUGUCAUCGUCGCAAGGAGGUCGGGGAAGAGAACCACGGACACCCCAAUGAGAGGCUGCUGUUUCAUGGCUCACCUUUCACAAACUCCAUUGUGCACAAGGGUUUCGAUGAACGACAUGCUUACAUCGGGGGCAUGUUUGGUGCUGGGAUAUAUUUUGCUGAAAAUUCCUCCAAGAGCAACCAGUAUGUGUAUGGUAUCGGUGGCGGCACUGGGUGCCCUGUACAUAAAGAUAGAUCCUGUUAUAUAUGUAAUAGGCAGUUAUUGUUAUGUCGAGUGACGCUAGGCAAGUCUUUCCUCCAGUUCAGUGCGAUGAAGAUGGCACAUGCCCCCCCAGGCCACCAUUCUGUGAUAGGUCGACCGAGUACAGGCGGACUCUCGUUCGCAGAGUAUGUGGUAUACAGAGGGGAACAGGCAUACCCGGAGUAUCUCAUCUCAUUUCAAAUAGUCAAGCCAGAGCCUGAAACCAAGAAGUCAUGAUGGCCCAGCAAGACACCUGCUGUUGUAUAAAUUGUACAUAGGACAUUGUUAUUAUUGUACCCCACUGAAAUGUGGAGAUUGUGUGAUUGCCUGACUGUGACCAUGGAUGAGUUACCUCCCUUUAUAUGAUACAUGUGUAAUGCAUAGUGAGCUCACGGUCGGCAUUCUGUUGGAACUUUGUCCAAAUGAAUUUCAAAUUUUGAAACACGGAAAAUUUGUGUAUGUGGAUGCUUUUUAUGUUAUCUUGUGGAUAUUUGUUUUAAUAUUAGUUCAAGUCCGAGUUAAAGGAUAUGAAAGUCCAGCGUAAUUGUCUGUGCUUCUUGAACAAAAUGUGUUUGACUGUUGUUCAUGUGGAUAUCUUUUGUGAAGGAGAUGGUCAUCAUGAAGUAUAUCUGUACUUGAUAAAAAAUUCUCCAUAUGUUCUGACACUUCUGAUGUUAAUUGAUUGGAAAAAAACACCUAACAUCCGUUUUCCCCCAUACAUUUCUGUACAUUUGGAGACGAGGCUAUGAAGGAAUGAAUAUAUGUGAAGAAAAGCUCAAGAUAUUCCUCUCCGUCAGUGAAAGAAAAGAAUUGCGACAAGAUGCUUGAGAUUUUUCUGUCAGUGAAGGAAUAUAUGAUUGUGAUGAGAUGCGUGGACCUGUCUCAGAAAGAAAAUAUAAACCUGAUGGAAUACUUGAGAGUCCUCGCCAUCAAUGAAGGAAGAGUAUGACUGUGAUGAGAUUCCGCUGCAUCAUUUGUGAUAGUGCUGUUAUAAGUUGGGCAUUAUGCUUUGUAAACAGACAAGUCCUGCUCAAGUCUACAAGAUUUAACGUAAGGAGUAAUGAGACGCUAAGAAGUCACUGUGUUUCAUUACAUGUCGCGGAGAUCAUGUGAAGGGUUGCCACUCAGGAUCAUAUAAACUGUAAAAUGUGACGAGACAGAUUUCUGACAACUUUGGAUGUGUGUUGACCGGCCUCGGGUUACAGCCUAGUCAGCCUUGGCCUGUGUUCCUUCCAAAGUUAUCUGGACUUGCCGUGUCUUGUUGAUUUGGGAGGCUGUCCUUCCUGUUGCAUCCAAUGUAAUGUCUUUCUAAAAUACUUUUCUCUCUCCUCUCAACAAAACCAUGCCAUCCUACAACCAAUACACACAACACACCCACAUCCCAUUGAACUUUAUCCUGUAAUGAAUACCCUUUUUGAGUUGCAUCAUGGGCUGACGUCAUGACGCUGUUCAAAUUACAUCUAUUCUGAUAAACAAGAACCAGUUCUUUCCAAGGUAUUCUAUGAUGUUCGCUAACAGAGGAAAGGCCCCGACUGUACUUUAUCCUCAAUAAAGUACACUUUCCGAGUUAGUCAUUAUAUGCUGACAUCAUGAUGCCAUUCAAAUGGCCUCCCCUGACGAUUGUCUAACGUAUUCUGUCAUUACUGUCAAUCAAGAUCAGUCUCAGCAAGACGGUCAGUUUUUAGGUUGUCAGAAAUCUGUUGUGAGAGAACUUGUGUGCGAAGACUGAGGAGUGGUUUUAUAUGUGUUGUCUUGUGGAUCAAUUCUUGCUGGUGAAUCUCCUAUCUCUCUUCUGUAUGUUCUCUCCUUGCUUUUCUCUCUGUCUUGGUAGUAUGUCAUCCGUUCAUUCCAAAUUGGUUACAGCCAUAGCUUACAUGACGUGCCAUUAAAAAGCUUUGUGAAAUUCAUGCUGUUAGUAUUGUGAUUUCAAGAACUGUUUGAGAGUCAAGCAUUUCAAUAUUUUCACUCUUUUUACAGAUCGUAAGAGAUGUAAGGAAUCAAUUACUGCUUUAAUAAACAUUUUUAUAUGAAGAUUUUGUUUUUGUAACUUGAUAUUUAGCGCUAGUAUAGGUGGUUAUGACAAUGCCAAAAUACUGACAUUACUUUCAUCAGGCCAGUGAUAGAAAACUGAAAUUGCCCUAAUUGCAUUACCGUACAUUGUGUUUGUGUUCAGAUAAAGAUUUAUAUCAUUUUUGUCAAAUAUUUCAACAUUUGCUGAUCAUUUGUUUGUUUACUUCCAUAAGAGUGUAAAUGUUGAUUAAAUACAAGUAAUUAAUAGCUCCAGUGAAUUGGACUUAUAUUCCAUAAAUUGUGUUGUUCUAGAUGGAUUGCUGUGAAACAGCCAGGGUAAUUUGCACAAAGCCGUCUUACUGCUACGAUUAUCUUAUGUUACUGCUUUCAUAGCACCAAAAUAGCUUUGGAUCUUAGCACUUUGGACACAAUAAACCCCAUUCCUAACAUUGUUUUCUCACGUUAAGCCGUCACACCGUGAUAAAACUGGAAUAAUGUUCAAAGCGGUUUAAGGGGCGGUCGGGUAGCCGAGUGGUUAAAGUGUACGCUUGUCACGCCAAAGAUUCGGGUUCGAUUCCUGACAUGGGUACAAUGUGUGAAGCCCAUUUCUGGUUUCCCCCGCCGUGAUAUUGCUGGAAUAUUGCUUAAAGCGGCAUAAAACCAUACUCAUUCACUCAAAGCUGUGUUAAACUCACUCACAAAUUGCCAUGAUAAUGCUAAGUUUGAAAGCUUUCAAGCUCCGUUCCACAAAUCUCUGAUUUUAGUAAAUGUCUCUUGGGCAUGGGAAAUAAAUUCAUGUGCAAUGACUGUUACGACUCCCGUAAUUUAAAAUAAAGCCGCUGGAGCCUUGGACUCCUACAAAGAGAACUUAGUUCUAAGACAAAUCAAACUCCUAUUCACUGAAAUUAUUUCAGUACUGACACUAAAAUCACUUUGUAUGACAUGGUGAUCUUAGGGCUAAGACUUGCUCUAAUUCCCAUCUUUUUAAUUCAGUCAUUGUGCUAAGAUUGUUUUGUGCAAUUGGGCCCUGGUCCUGUCCCACAAAGAGGUCUAGUGCUACAACGAUUGUCAGCCUCACUCUAAACAGACUUACGAUCAUCGUAGUGCUAAGAUGGGUUUAUGUAUGAAUGUUGGCCCUGGCCUACAAGGAAGUCUAAGCAUGCUUAGUGCUACAAUUGUCACCUUACUGUAAGAUUGACUUACAAUCAUCGUAGCACUAAGAUGAGUUGGCUCGAGUUGGCUCAAGUGGGCCCUAGCCUUGACCUACAAAGAGGUAUUAGCAUUAUGACCAUUGUCCACCCCUACUCAAACAUAGACAGUCAUUGUAGCGCUAAGAUUGUUUAGUGCAAGUGGACCCUGGACUUCAGUCUGCAACUAUGAUGUUUGUGACACCAGCCAUGUUAACAGUUGAAAACUGCCUGAAUGAUGAAGUGUGUGUCAACUUACGAUGCAGUUACUUUGAAUCCUGCCAGCUACAAACAGCCUGUCGAAUGGUGACUGCUUGUUACCCAUGGCUUACUAUAAAUACUCUGCCUGUUCUCUUGUAAGAAGACCUGAUGUGGUGGCAUUGAGGUGUUCAUUUUUGAGAUUCCACAGAGUUAUUAAACCCAUCUGUAUUGUUUUUUUAUGUGGUUCCAUAGCAACAAAAGCUUCUAAUUUGAAACUGAUCAGUAACCUGCAUACAUGGGCAUUUUAGCAUUUCCUCGUUUUGAGGGAUUGAGAAGUUAAUGACAAACUUAUACAUGGAACAAAGCCAUAUGUUUCAACACUGCCAUUUUGUGGUCAGUACCUCAAUUCAUUGAAAUGAUACUUAAUCAUGAAUUUUAACAAAAGAAAUAAAUUAAUGACUACUGGAUUCAACUGAUUAUUUCAUCAUCAGAUAUAGGGACCGGCAAUUUGAUAUUUGGUAUGUAGGUAGGGGCGAUGAACAAUUUUAAGAUGCUGGGUUUGUUAUAAAACAUGCUAAAACUUUUUUCAGUUUCCUUUUUGUUGCAAUUUUGUUUUUAAAAAAUCAAAAUUAUAAGUCAACCUUAAAAAAAUAAUUAUUUCCCCUCUUGCAAUUUGCGACUUGAUAAUGAAUAUCUGUAAGGCAAAUAUUGGUAUGACCUAAUUUAUUAGUUCUAUGAUAUCACAGUAUAUAUUUCCAUCUGACAUCCAUUAAGAGGUGUGAAAUGUACAGCAUCACUGGCCAACUGAUGAUGGAAUGACGAGGAAAUCCAUGAAUAUCAAUGUGUCUCUGUACAAUGCUUCUGUUGUAUGUCUGUUUGUGUAUGUUAUGUACAAGGAACGGUACUGAUUGCACUACCCUCAGUUGUCAAUUAUGUUAUAUAGCUGUCAAAUGCUUAUUUGUAGUGGCUGCAGCAAUAGCUCCACUUUGCUCAUUUCUCUGUAUGACUAGCUUCGCUGGAUAAACACUGUUGAAAUGAACACAAUUGUGUUCCAUUAGGUCUUGUCACUUCAAGUGCAAAAUCGGAUAGGGUAAUGUUUGUUAAUAACUUGGGACGUUUUCUCUAGACUCGUUAAUUUCUCUAUUUGAUCAUUACUCAAUAUUGCAAUUGUUCCUUUGUGAAAAUGUCAAAGGCUAGGUAUGGUCAAUAAUGCUGUAAAAUUGCAUUUGACAAAUACGGUAUACAGAUAUUGCUUUAGAGAAUGAUGGAAACAAUGAAACUUUAGAUGAUUGAUUUGUUUAUGGUGCAGGAUCCACUUUACUCUUUGAUUGUCAUCAACUCGUUUCAUUGUCAAUACGGGGCGGUCGGGUAGCCUCGUGGCUAAAGCCUUCGUCGUCACGCCGAAGACCCGGGUUCGAUUCCCGACAUGGGUACAAUGUGUGAAGCCCAUUUCUGGUGUCCCCCGCCGUGAUAAUGCUGGAAUAUUGCUAAAAGCGUCAUAAAACCAUACUCACUCACUAAUUGUCAAUGCCUUUGUAAGGUACUGGCUCAAAUGAUAAUGUAGAGAACUUUGUUGAAAUUGAGAAGUCUGGAGUAGGAUAACAUUCUUUCAGGCAACCAUGUUCUGAUUAAAGGGACAACAUUUUGAAACUAUGUUCAAAAUCCUUUCAUAUUUGGCAUAAGGCAGUGGUGGACACCAAUAAUAAUAUUGUUUUUAUUUCACAAUUAUUUACCAGAAAUUUCCAUGGUAAUUUUAAAAUGCCAACCGAGAAUAAAGGCCACUUACUGAUUUAUAUUGAACCUAAUGGUUAAUAAUGCAAAUUUUUGAAACUUUUUUCCCAUCAAUUCCAAGUGUGAGUUUGGAUGGGUAGAUUGUUAAGAGUAAUAAAUGUCUUUUUACACCCUGAACUUGAAUGUGGUAAAUGAAAAAUAGAAAUAAUUACUGUAACUGGCCUAUCGUUGUGGUACAAAAUAAAAUAUCUUAAAUAAAAACUGUUACCCGCAUACGUUUGUGCCACAACAUCUUUAAUAUAUGCUGUUACUAGCAGACACUUGACUGGUGUCUCUUCCUGUUUGUUACACUGAUCAGCUGUUAACCUUUUAAAUGUAUGUACAACUGAUGUUCUCUCUCAUGCUUCUUUGAAGCUAGUCACUCAGUGAACUGAAGCUAUACCAAUUGUUGCUUGUCAAUCAUUGUUUGGUGGAAAUUAUAUAAAACAACAAAGGGGGUGCACAAUAAAAUGUGUUUGUGUUUAA